UCUCUAUCUCAAUUCUCUAAGCUCUCUCUGUCUCUCUCUCUCCUCAAUCAAACCAUGGAGUUAGCUUUGAGCUUGGGAGAUACACCAAAGCCGUUCACUUUUCUUGACAACACACAGAAGAUUGGUAACAAGGAAUUAGGGUUUUGCAUGGGCUUAGGAUCAGCUUCUCUGAACAUUAACGAAGGUAGUAGUAGUAGGAAAGAAGAGCUGAUGAGGAGAGUCUCAACAGAUCCACCGGUUCAGCUUGGUCUUCUUCCUUUCUCUACUACUGUUCAAGCUCGCAAGCAACCUUCUUCACAGCUUUGCUUUCCAUGGCUCACUGACAAGUUAAUAUCUGAACCGGGUUCAUCGGAUGGACCGGGAAGGAGGCUAGAUGUAAACCGGCUGCCACUGGCGGUGUUAGAUGAUGCGGAGGACGGGGCGGCCAGGUCGUCGUCUCCGAACAGCGCGGUUUCAUCAUUUCGGAUGGAUUUUUCAAUCUAUAGAAGUGGAAGAUCAGGCAAGAGAGAUUUGGAAGAUGAAGUUGAGACUGAGAGAGUUGGUUCAUCAAGAGCUAGUGAUGAGGAAGAGAAUGGCCUCACUCGGAAAAAACUCAGGCUUUCCAAAGACCAGUCAGCUUUUCUUGAAGAGAGCUUCAAAGAACACAAUACACUCAAUCCUAAACAAAAACUUGCCCUAGCAAAGCAGUUGAAUCUUCGUCCUCGCCAAGUAGAAGUCUGGUUUCAGAACAGAAGAGCAAGGACAAAGUUGAAGCAGACAGAGGUAGAUUGUGAGUAUUUAAAGAGGUGCUGUGAGACACUGACAGAAGAGAAUAGGAGGUUACAAAAGGAGCUUCAUGAAUUAAGAGCAUUGAAGACUUCCCAACCUUUCUACAUGCAGCUUCCUGCCACCACUCUCACCAUGUGCCCUUCUUGUGAGCGCGUGGCCUCCACCUCCGCUUCCGCUGCUGCCACCAACAACAAUGCCGCCGCCGCUGCCGCUGCCACCGCCGCCGCCGGCAAUACCACAUCUUCCCCUGCUAAAACAAGAUUACUUCCCUUUUCACAAGCCCAAAACCAUGCUCACCACGCUGCUUCAUGAGAAAUACACCAAUAUCAAAAUAUAGUUAAUUAAUUACUUUUUUGUAUAGGUAUAUGUUUUGGUUUCUAAUUUGAUCAUAUUGGGUUAUAUUCUUUUCUUCUUUUAUUAACCUUUUUUCAGUGAUAUUAAGAUUUCCAUAGUUUCUUGUCAUUGGAACUUUGCAGAGAUUGGAAGAGUGAUAUUUUGCCUGUGAUUUUACAAGCAAUUUUCAUUAGAAAAAAUGUUGUGUUAUUUGAUUCUUUUUCUAUUGACUGAAAUAUUAAUUUAGUGUUUGCAACCUCAUGUGUUUGAUCGAUCUGUUUUGUACUAAUAGCAAGUGUUUAUUUAUUUAUUAUUAUUUUUUUUUCAAAUCAAAAAGUAAGACUACGACGUACACAGGGCGGAGAGAGCCCGAGCAAGUGUAGUUCACAUGAUUAAUUUUAUUUCCUUGAGUUCACACCUGUACGUUUGACAACUACUAACAAUUAUGAGUCUACUCUAUUACUAGAGGCA
Molecule: messenger RNA, 1572 nt
Organism: Cornus florida
Lineage: Eukaryota; Viridiplantae; Streptophyta; Magnoliopsida; Cornales; Cornaceae
Product: homeobox-leucine zipper protein HOX11-like
Exons: 4
Coding region: 55-1080 (341 amino acids)
Biological process (GO): regulation of DNA-templated transcription
Cellular component (GO): nucleus
Molecular function (GO): DNA-binding transcription factor activity, RNA polymerase II-specific; sequence-specific DNA binding
Source: RefSeq, a predicted model, not a curated record